This is a messenger RNA of Pristis pectinata (smalltooth sawfish), 6759 nucleotides long. It is a transcript of the gene asb5b, whose product is annotated as ankyrin repeat and SOCS box containing 5b. Gene Ontology annotation, molecular function: protein binding. Bases 509 to 1372 code for a protein of 287 amino acids. Lineage: Eukaryota; Metazoa; Chordata; Chondrichthyes; Rhinopristiformes; Pristidae. The transcript is spliced from 10 exons. The record is from RefSeq and is a predicted model, not a curated record. Gene Ontology annotation, biological process: intracellular signal transduction; protein ubiquitination; positive regulation of protein catabolic process.
AGAUACAAGGAAAAGCUUCUGUUUUGCAUGCCAUCCAACCUGAUCAUUCCAUACAUAAGUACAUCGAGGUAGUACAAAAGGAAAAGCAAUAACAGAGUGCAGAAUAAAGUGUUGCAGUUGGAGAAAAAGUGAAGCACAGGUAGGCAAAUAAUUUGCAAGGACCACAAUGACCAUCGGGGAGGAGGCACAGGAGCCUGAAGACCCACACUCAUCGAUUUAGGAACAGCUUCCUCUCCACCAUCAGAUUUCUGAAUGGUCCAUGAACACUACCUUCUUAUAUAUUAGAUCUCAACUACAUCCUCCUUCGCUGAGACUCCAGCAGCUCCUUGGUAAAGAUUAUAAAGUACUCAUUUACCACCUCAACUUUGCUCUCUGCUUCAAUGAGCAGUGUAAAGGAUGUGGAUGCACUGGCAAGGCUGGCAUUCAUUGUCCAUCCCUAAUUAGACCCUAAACUGAGUGAGAAGUCAACCCCAUUGUCACAUCAGGAGUUACAUAUUGGCCAGACCAGAUGAACCAACUAGAGAUGGAUCAUGCUAUGGUCUGGAAUGCAGCUGGUGUUGUCUUGGAUAUUGAUGCAGGUUCUUGGGCUGACCGUUCACCUUUGCAUGAGGCAGCUAGUCAAGGACGCCUUCUGUCUCUCAAAACCUUGCUUGCACAGGGUCACAGUGCCAAUACACUGACAAUAGACCACGUUUCUCCACUUCAUGAUGCAUGUCUAGGGAACCAUGUAGCAUGUGCCAAAGCCUUAAUAGAAGCUGGUGCCAAUGUCAAUGCCACCACUAUCGAUGGGGUGACACCGCUGUUCAACGCAUGUUCCAGUGGAAGCGCAAAUUGUGCAGAGCUUGUGUUGCAGAAUGGUGCUAAGUUACAAAGCCAGGACUGUUGGGCUUCAGCCAUACAUGAGGCAUCAAGCAAAGGUCACAGUGAAUGCAUUCAAGUGUUGAUCUCCUGGGGUGUUGACAUAGAUCUGGACAUCUCUCAUCAGGGAACGCCUCUGUAUGUAGCCUGUAUCCAUCAGCAGUAUUUUUGUAUUAAGAAACUGCUCCAUGCAGGAGCCAAUGUCCAGAAAGGUAAACAUCUGGAGACACCCUUACAUGCUGCUGCUCGGCAGUCUAACCCAGAUAUUGUUAUGUUGCUGCUUGACUUUGGAGCAGAAGUCCGUGCCAGAAAUGCUGAAGGCGAGCGGCCCAUCGACGUUGCUGUCGCCAGUAGUUCGGUAGAUAGAUUGCUGCUGCAUUAUGAAGCAACACCAAGCUCCCUCUGCCAGCUGUGUCGCUUGUGUGUUAGAAAUUGUCUUGGAAGACCACGCCUACAGCACAUUCCACAGCUGCAGCUACCCAAGUUACUGAAGGACUUUUUACAGCAUCAAUAAAUUGCUUCCCUUUUGCCACGGCAGUCUGUGUGGGAAGCUGAUUUAAGAUUUCAGCUCUGCUCCUUUCUGUAUAUAGACUUGUUUAAAAACCUGUUGAAAUGUUGUUGGCAAAUCACUGUAACUCCCCCUUUUUGUAUGUUGUCUUCAUAAUAUGAACAAAAGAAAAAAAUUGCUGGACUCAGUCCCAGACACAUGCAUGGAACAGGUGAGGUGGAAGCAUAUGAAAAUUAUGCUCCCCUUAUGUAACUAAUUCUGUUGAUGUCAAUACUACUGGAUUUCCAAACUGAAGUACAACAAGGUGUAAUACUGCAUGUAUGCCACAAGUAUUUUCUCUUUACAAUAUUAUUAUUAAUUCCACAAAGAAAAUACAGAGUACAUGAAUCAGAAAGGAGUUAAAAUACUACUAAGUACAUUGUAUUAAAUCAUAUUUGAAAUCACAAUACCCCAUAUUGGUAAUCAAAAAUGAUAAUUAAUUAGUAAUGAAUAAAUUGGAAUAAUUUUAUUAUAAAAAAAUCUAAACCCACUACACAAGUGUUUUAAGGCAAAUUUCUCACCCAUAUAAUUCAGUGCUAUGAAACAAACACUUGAAAUUUAAGUCCCAGUCUAUGAGUGGGUUUAACGAAAAUGCCAAUUAGUGCCCUAAUGCCAGUGCCUAAUUUAGCUAAAACUGGUGAUGCGCGCACAGCUUGCUCUGGCCUUCAUGCUGACUAUUAAUGGGGCUUAAUGUGGAGCCAACAGGGUCACUCUAGCUCCACAGCAAUACUUCAUGGUGUUUCCAGCUUGUCUUUCCUUCUCCCUUCCCUUCAUCUUCAACCCCCAAGAAGAUCCCAGUUGGGAAGGCACAGAUGGAAUACCUGAUUUAAGGUAUAUUACCUGCUUUAUGGUGGUUGAUGACACAGAACCAAUUUCUCUCCCAGUGUAGUUAAUUCUCUUGUCGCAACCAAUUUCUUUAAGCUUCUGUUUCCCAACUUCCUUUACAAUCCUCGCCUUCUCCAUCCUUCCAUUUCUCCUGGACGUGUUAUCACGACACAGGCUAAAUCAUUCACGAUGCUGAAAUAUUGGGCUGGGGAGGUGGGUGAAAUUUUAACUCAAGCUAUUAGCUGGAAACUUGAAGGGUUUAAGGACAGUGCUGGUUUUAAACCAAACCCAUUGAAGUUGAUGGGGAGUAAUACUGAAAUGACUGCAAAACCAACUAUCCCGUCCUGUCAGUAACCUACCCAUGGUCUAUUUGGCUAAUAUUAUCUUCAACCCAUAAAUAAGUCCUAUUGCUUAAGUAGCACCACAUAAUUAUGUUCAAAAAAUGAACCAUUAAAAAACUUGAAAUAGCUUAUCAUUUUUAGAUGUAUUUUGAAAACUAUACCAUCUCUUAUUUAGUCCCUUUACCUCUGCAUGGAGAUACGGUUUACUCCCGUAUAUCCAUCAGUGCUGCUCUGGUAGUGUAGCGGUUAGCGUAACGCUAUUACAGCGCCAGCGACCCGGGUUUAAUUCCCGCUGCUGUCUGUAAGGAGUUUGUAUGUUCUCCCCAUGUCUGCGUGGGUUUCCUCCAGGUGUUCCGGUUUCCUCCCACAUUCCAAAGAUAUACGGCUUAGGAAGUUGUGGUCAUGCUAUGUUGGCGCCGGAAGUGUGGCGACACUUGCGGGCUGCCCCAGCACAGUCUACAAAAACGAUGCAUUUCACUGUGCAUUUCGAUGUACAUGUGACUACUAAAAAUAUCUUAUAUCUUAAGUUCACUGAGAAGUGGUUUAUAAAACUAGCCAGAUGUGCCUCCUCCUCUGUAAUCUUCUUUGCUCCUUUCCUGUGAAGCACCACUUAUCAUUACCUGCAUCACAGUGUGGUGCAGCUGGUAGAGCUGCUGCCUCGCAGCUCCAGUGACCCAGGUUCGAUCCUGACCUCCAGUCCUGUCUGUGUGGAGUUUGCAUGUUUUCCAUGAAACCAUAUGGGUUUUUCCCUGGUUGAUCCAGUUUCUUCCCACAUCUCAAGUAUAUGCAGUGUAUAUAUGACCACUGUAAAUUGCCCCUAGCAUGUAGGUGAGUGUAGUGGUAGUAGCAGAAUAUGGGGAAAGAUUGUUGGGAGUAUCCGGAAGAAUAAAGUGGAACUAGUGCAGAUGGGUGUUUGAUGGUCAGAGCAGGCUCGGUGGGCUGAAGGGCGUGUUUCCAUCCAGUAUAACUCCAUGAGAAACAGAGUUAUGUUAAUUUUGUUUCUCCAUCCACAAAUGCUGCCUAACCCGCUGAAUAUUUCCACCUUCACCAAUUUUAUUUCAGAUUUCCAGCACCUGCAGUAUUUUGACUUUGAUUCCUGUAUCUUUUAGUAAGUUACACUGAAUAAUGCUUUCAACCAAGUUCUUACAUAAAACAGUACAGCACAGGACAGGCCCUUUGGCCCAUGAUGUUGUGCCAAAUGAAUUAAACCGAUGACCUAAUUAAUCUAAUCCCUCUUCUCUGCACAUUGACCACAUCCCUCUCUUCUCGGCAUAUUCCUGUGCCUAUCUAAGAGUAUCUUAAAUGCUCCUAUGCUAUCUGCCUCCACCCUCACCCCUGGCAGCACAUUACCAGCACCCACCACUCACUGUGUUUAAAAAAAAACUUGCCUCGCACAUCUCCUUUGUACUCUCACCUUAAAUCCAUGUCCUCUAGUACUAGACAUUUCAAUCCUGGGAAAAAGAUAACAGCUGUCUAUCUAUGCCUUGCAUAAUUUUAUAAACUUCUGUCAAAUCUCCCCUCAGCCUCCUCCGCUCUAGAGAAAACAGCGCCAGCUUGUCCAACCUCUCCUCAUAGCACAUGUCCUCCAAACCAGGCAGCGUCCUGGUAAACCUCCUCUGCACCCUCUCCAAAGCCUCCACAACCUAUAAUGAGGCAACCAGAAUUGAACGCAAUACUCUAAAUAUGGCCUAACUUGAGUUUUAUAGAGCUGUAACAUAACUUCUUGGCUCUUGAAAUCAAUGCCCUCAACUAAUGACAUAAAGCAUGCCAUAUGCCUUCUUUGCCACCCUAUCUACCUGUGCGCCACUUUUAGGGAAGCAUGUACCUGGACCCCAAGAUCCCUCUGUUCAUCAACGCUGUUAAACCUUUCUUGACUGAAGGUAGACUGUUAUGGAAAAGCUUAUGAGAGCAAAACCUCAGGAGACUGAGAUUGAAAGAAAAGGCAUUAGUUUUAACCGAUCCUCCCUCAUUCGGUAGCCCUUUGGCAAUUAUUGCACAGGACAGUCAACAUUUUGAGUCUCUUAUGAUUCAAUUGACUCUGUUGAAAUGCCUCAGGUUGGUUGCUGGAAUUCAUAAAACAUUUGACCAAGGAGAGAAAAAAUACCCAUUUGCCUUGUAAUUAUUUUUGUUACAUUUAUAUGCCUCCUUUUGGAGGAGUUCUAAAUGUUGGUCACUUGAUUUGCUUCCAUUGACUUGACUGGAUUUUAAUUCCUGGAGCUGAGCACAUUGUACAUCUGAUGCUCAUACUUGCAUUUAGACCCAGUGAACAAGGAGAAAUUUUUCUCCUGCUGACGACACUUCCAUCACUCAACUGGCUCCUGUUCUCUGUCCAAACAGUUUACAGGAGAAUUAUUUUCCCAACAUUCCCUUCUCCUUUCCCUUGCUCUGGUUUCAUUUUAAAUGAAGAAAUAUUCCUUAAGAAAAAUGCCAUCACUAAAGCAUCAUUGUACUGACUUCUCUUUCUGCAGAUGAUGCUGAGUAUUUUGAGUUAUUUUUUUUCCAACAACAAUCCUUCCACCAAAUUGCAAGUAGUUACUGUCCCAAGCAUUAAAGAAGAUAAUUUGAUUACUCUAAUGUGUAAUUUACUAGUGACCCAUUGAUGGUGCUCUCACUCCUGAGUCAGCAGUUUUGGGAAGCAGGUCCCACACAAGGCUAAGAGAAGGUCAAUCAGCCCACUGAGUCUCUUGUACAGGAACCUAUUCGGUCCCAUUUCCCCUGCUCUUACCCUGUAGCCCUGCAAAUUAUUUUCCUCAAGAACCUAUCCAGUUCCCAUCUGAAAAUCCACGUUGACUCCAAUAUCACGACCUGCCUAGGCAGUGAAUUUCAGAUCAUAACCUCACUCUGUGCUUAAGCAUCAAAAUGUUUUUUUUGUUGUUCUAGAGCAGCAACAAGGGAUCGCUUCACUGCUAAAGAUGUUUUUAAGUUGAAACAUCAAUCCAAGGUCCUGUCUGGUUUUCAGCUGGGAUGUAAAAGAUCCCAUGGCAGUGCUAUGAGGGGCAGAGAGUUCAAAGUCGAGUUUAUUGUCAUAUGCACAGUACAUGUAUGCACAGGUGCAAUGAAAAAACUUACCUGCAGCAGCAUCAUAGGCACAUAGCAUCACAUAAGCAGCAUUCACAAGUAAAACAUAAUUAAACAUAAAUUUUACACAAUUUUUACAAGAAAACACAUUUAGAACAAAAACAAAGUCCAUUUUAGUGCAAAGUGGUAAUUCUCGCUUGGCUUAAUCAACUUAAGUAAAAUAAAAGGUUAGCAAGUUAUUUUCAUAUUAGGGCUUGUGGGGGUUGUAGUUUGAAAACUAGCCAAUCUGUUUCCUGCACUUCAGUAACUGCACUUCAAAAAGUACUUCACUUUGAAAUGUUCUGAAGUCACAAAAGGCACUGUAAAAAUUUAAAGAUUUCUUGAUUAUUGUCACUGCUGAGUGAAAAGUAAUGAGGACAGGGUCCUAUUACUCUGUGGAACAUAACACUGGAGGUUAAAUCUGGAAUAACUGGACAAUCUUUGAGCUCUGUGGAGACACUAUUCAGAGUCCGCGGAAAGGCACAUUAAGUCACAAGUUUACAGUGAACAUUAAGUAGUUUGGAGCCCAUGCAUGUACAGAUAUGCACUCCAUAUCCUCAGGGCAUGGACAAGAUAAGGGGCAAGCAAGGGCUUGGAACACAUACCCCAGGUAAUAAACUAUUAAACAUGCAUAACUUGAGUUCACAGAUAUGCACACAUAAGUGCCUUCACAUCAUAACAUUAGAGAUACAAUCAUAUACUUCCCUGUGUAUGCCCUGCAAUAUUCUGAUGUUUUCAGUGCUCGGAGAAUCUAUGCAUCCUGCCUUGGACCCAGAGAAAUCCACUGAUCAUCAGAAUAUUAAUUAAUUCGGGGCUGACAAACCCCACUUUUAUUCUGACAGAACAUAUGAAAACAAUAUUAGUUACACAAACUAACUUCAAUGAGAAACAACCUACAUCAAAACAGGUGUAAUCUAUGAAGAUUGGAUUAUUUUUUAACAAGGUUGAAAAUUAUUGGGCAUGUACUUUGAAUAGCACACUCUGUCUGUAAAAAGGCAAUGUUUGUAAAGAUUAUCAAUAUUGACUUGGUGUAAUGGAUUCAUGUGCAUUUUUUGCUUAAAAAUGUUUGUUAUUGUAUCAGCACAAAGCAUUUGAAUUAAAAAAAGGUAAAGGUGUAACCGAUAUGGUGCU